UAACCAUGGAAGAACUGAAAGCCCCUAUUUCUCCUCGUCGCACACGCGAUUCACAGACACCGAACAGUUUCCUUCUCUAUAUGUGUCUGUCUGUCUCUCUCUCUAUACGUGUUAGCAAGUAUGGGCAAAGGACCUAAAGGACCUGGAGGUCCUGGACUCUUCUCCGAUAUCGGCAAGAAAGCCAAAGAUCUGCUGAGCAAGGACUAUACUUCGGACCAGAAGUUGUCUAUCUCGACUUACAGUGACACCGGAGUGGCCAUCACAUCAACUGCGACGAAGAAAGGAGGACUAUAUAAUGGGGUUGUGGCAUCACAGUACAAAUACAAGAACACAUUAAUUGAUGUCAAAGUAGAUACAGAGUCAAAUAUCUCAACGACUCUAACUACCACCGAGGUUGCCCUACCUGUGAAGACUAUCCUUUCACUCAAAUGGCCUGACUACAGCUCUGGAAAGAUUGAAGUUCAGUACUUCAAUUACCAUGCAACAUUUGCUACAGCUGUUGGUCUCAACCAAUCCCCUACAGUUGAUGUUUCAGCAACCAUUGGUACCCCAACCAUUGCCUUUGGUGCUGAGGCUGGUUAUGAGACCACUUCUGGUAAAUUUAUCAAGUACACUGCUGGGUUAAGCGUGACAAAACCAGACUCUUGUGCUUCAGUGAUUCUGGGUGAUAAAGGUGACACUAUAAGGGCAUCAUAUGUCCAUCAUUUCGAUCAAUUAAAGAAGACUGCUGCUGUGGGGGAGAUCACUAGAAGAUUCUCCACAAACGAGAACACAUUCACCGUGGGAGGAUUAUACGCAGUUGACAACCUGACAGUGGUGAAAGCUAAGCUCAACAACCAUGGUAGGCUCGGGGCAGUCUUGCAGCAUGAGCGUGUACCAAAAUCAGUUCUAACCAUCAGCACCGAGUUCGACACCAAGACAUUGGAGAAGACUCCAAGGUUUGGCUUGUCCUUUGCUCUCAAGCCAUGAUGAUUUUAUGGAGGAGAUGAUGAUUGUUGAAGUUCACCCAAUUGAUUUUUUUUUUUAAUUGGCGAGUUCUUGAAAGGAGCUCCCAAUAAAUGGUUCCGCAGAGCUGUCAUAUAGAUUCUCAACAACUCUGGAUGGAUUACUUCAAUAUGCUCGGGCCCUUCCGUGGUCUGUUUUUCUCUCUAUCUGCGAUAAAUUUUGACCAUUUUUUUUCUGGCAUCUGCACAAUUAUUCUUCUUGGGAAAUCUUUUGUUGGGUUUGAUUCAAAACUUCGCCUGCUUUGGUUGUCUUCCAGUACCCAGCUAUCCAUGUAUUCUUCUUUCUGGCAUCAUGUAUUGAGAUAAUCCUAUUUGAGCAUGGUAUUACCUUUUCAAUUGAUGUUA
This is a messenger RNA of Diospyros lotus (date-plum), 1349 nucleotides long. RefSeq names its product mitochondrial outer membrane protein porin 2-like. Bases 121 to 969 code for a protein of 282 amino acids. The record is from RefSeq and is a predicted model, not a curated record. Gene Ontology annotation, molecular function: voltage-gated monoatomic anion channel activity. Gene Ontology annotation, cellular component: mitochondrial outer membrane. Lineage: Eukaryota; Viridiplantae; Streptophyta; Magnoliopsida; Ericales; Ebenaceae. Gene Ontology annotation, biological process: monoatomic anion transmembrane transport. The transcript is spliced from 6 exons.